CACGCUUCAAAGAUGAAAGAAAUCAAAAGUAAUAUUUACAAGCAUUUAAUUGUCAUCGUUGCCGUAGUCGUGACGUUAAUGUGCAAUUAUGUUUGCUCAACUCCCAUGAUGUACAAACGCAAUCCGGACGAUAAAUUCGAAAGAGAUUUGGUGCCGGUCUCCUCGACAGUCAUACCAUUAACGGCCGUUGAAGUCAGCUAUGGUUUGGGUGGUAAACCAAGCGAAGAAUACAAAGAGGCCUACUUGAAAAAAUUGCGCAAAAAAGUUCAUGAACACGAUAAAAGUGCAAGUGAGAAGCUAGCCGAUCCGGAUACAUUAAUAACCAUUAAAAAGAAACACAUUGACAGCAGCAACACCAAUAAGGCCAAAGUCAAGGGCGGCAUCAUUACCAAAAAUCCCAUACAAACAGCAGCAACAACAACAACAACAACUGGAGGCGACAACAAGUGA
Messenger RNA from Musca vetustissima, 450 nucleotides. RefSeq lists its product as uncharacterized. The transcript is spliced from 3 exons. Bases 13 to 450 code for a protein of 145 amino acids. The record is from RefSeq and is a predicted model, not a curated record. NCBI's taxonomy places the organism in Eukaryota, Metazoa, Arthropoda, Insecta, Diptera, Muscidae.